Messenger RNA from Periconia digitata, 449 nucleotides. Lineage: Eukaryota; Fungi; Ascomycota; Dothideomycetes; Pleosporales; Periconiaceae. The record is from the annotation of a GenBank genome assembly.
GCUCGACACUUCUUGCACACUAUCACCCCCUCGAAUACCAUCGUCCAAUGAAUCCCCGCAGGGUGCUUCGCCAAAGUAUCCAGCAUUUCAAAAUCUCAGCUCUGACUGUAUCGCCCAUCUACCUAGUUUAUUGUUGUCGACGUAUCCGCGCUGACAAUCGCGGGUGUCAUCAUGGCUGGCUGGCUGGCAUGACAGCAUGCAAAUGUACAUGUAGCAUGACAUCCAGAAUAGCACUUGCGGAAAAAAUCACAAGAAUCCAUGCAAUCGGCUCAAAUCAGUACCGACGAUAUCGAUGCCUGUGCCGUAAAUAUCAUGGAAUAUCCAAGCCGAAACUCGACGACAUGACGACAACGGCAUUGUCCGGAAAGUACUGCCUUGUCCCCACCGUAAUUUCCCCCCCUUCUUCUCUACAUUACACAUGUUUUGCAAAGAAAAAAAUUAUCGGGUAG